Molecule: messenger RNA, 1791 nt
Organism: Ostertagia ostertagi
Lineage: Eukaryota; Metazoa; Nematoda; Chromadorea; Rhabditida; Trichostrongylidae
Source: the annotation of a GenBank genome assembly
GGCGACAAGGCGUCGUUUCUAUGGGAACGUGAGGUAGACGACGACUGUGAUUCACUGGACCAUCUCAAGCUAGGACGAGAAGAAGAUACAUUGUCGAACGAGUCGAAAAUGGCGUAUGAAAUAAGUGGAAUGUUCGCUCAACAGCAACAUCAACAUCACAACAUCUGGUCCUCUGGCGGCGUACAAACAUAUGGAGGCUCAACAGGUUUAGUGCCAGCAAUGAGCAGCCUACUGGGCGGCAAUGCGUCGUAUAUGGCAAACCACAAUCAGUUAGAACUACAUACACCGAAAGCCGAAUCAAUACAAGGUUAUGGACAGCUCACUUGGCUAUCGGGCAAGGCUGGCCUUAUAACUUGCAAGAACAAGAUGGUCAUAUCGUUCCAGAUAAAGGACUUUUGCGAUCAGAUGCUCACGGAUCUCACAUCUGUGCUCCGUGUUGGCUUUACACUUUCAUUCCAAGCGUCACUCAAUGAAACCAACGAGUACACCGCCACACUAGUGCAUCCAUUAUAUGGGCCGGAAGCUGAGCAAGUGUUUCUCAAUGCACCUGAGGUAGAUUUGGAGAAGGCAUGUCCUACACCACCUAAUUCGAAGGACGCCUAUUCACCAGUGAUUGAAGCUAGAGCGGUUCCAGCUCUGUUGGCCAUCUUUCAGCGUCAUGCACUUACACAAAUUCAGCUUAGCAGCCUGCAUUCACAGAUGUCGAACUGCGCGGAUGACGAACUGUUUCGCUACGUCGGUACAUCAUCUCUAAAGCGCCGCCAAUUUGUCGAACGUCGUACUCACCUCUUCCGUCUCACACCAGAGGACAACAUUGCAUUACAGAACCCAGCAGUAUACCUGUGCGUUCUUCGUCUUGCAUCAUAUCUCUUACGUCGUGGUGGUGCAACUGCCAUUCAAAGCCUUUACGAUUAUUUCAUUGGACCAGAGAUGGCUCCUGAGAUACGCGAACAAAUUGGAGAAAGUCGUCAAGAGUUUCUGAAUCUCGUUGUUGGUCACCCAUGGAUUUUCGCGUUGUUCCCGAACCGUACUUACGUAUCUGUGCGCCGUAACUUGCCUCACUAUGACUAUCCCGGUUUUAUAAAGCAGCAUUUCCCCGAUUUGGACGUGCUGCGUCCAUCGUCUGCACGUGGAUACGGUCCUCGUCCAAUUGCACGCUCAAUGUCUGCUCAUCAGCCACUGGUCCAAGCACUUUCAAAUAAUCGCAGUGCAGCCGUUGGCGGAUCGCUGGUGCAGACUGGCGGUCGCCCUGUGUCUCUAUGGGACAGCAGGAACAGCAUGCCACAGACUAUUGGAUCCCUGCAUAGCCCAGCAGAACAGCAGUGGAGUCCUGUCGAUCCUAUGUUCUCGCCUGCAUGGCCAGCACGCUCGACAUCGAUGGGCGAACGCGGCGGCGUACUUGCCCCCGCACCACCGAAUGGCGGUGGGGGAGUAACAGGUGUUAUUGGGUCUGCGCCGGGCGCUGGUGGCACAAUCGGACAGAACAAGAUACUGGUGAAUGCAGCGGUCCAAACGGAUGCAAUUCGUGCCGAUUCCGGAACAUGCACAUGCGGCUGCACUUGUGGAGGACGUGGUGGUUUGUCACGUGCUAGCGGUGGUUCUGCCAGUCCGCCAAGUUUGGACAGUAUCAGUCCAUCAUUGAAUGACCGUAUUUCUCCACCAAUGAACACAAGUGGAGCUCCUAACGGUGGAGACAUUGUUGCCGAUCCUCCACCAACUAUGCGCGCUUAUGAUCUGUUCGGUACCACCGAAAUAUUUGCAGCACGUCUUGGUUCAAUGCGUAUCAAUUAG